Molecule: messenger RNA, 4496 nt
Organism: Echinops telfairi (small Madagascar hedgehog)
Lineage: Eukaryota; Metazoa; Chordata; Mammalia; Afrosoricida; Tenrecidae
Gene: WIPF1
Product: WAS/WASL interacting protein family member 1
Exons: 6
Coding region: 33-758 (241 amino acids)
Molecular function (GO): actin binding
Source: RefSeq, a predicted model, not a curated record
CGGCGAGACUGUUGAAAGUUUAACCGUCCAAGAUGCCUGUCCCUCCCCCCCCAGCACCCCCACCGCCCCCGACGCUUGCACUGGCCAAUACUGAAAAGCCCGCCUUGAACAGGGCCGAGCAGGCUGGGAGAAAUGCCCUGCUCUCGGACAUCAGCAAAGGGAAGAAACUGAAGAAGGCUGUUACCAAUGACAGGAGCGCACCGAUUCUGGACAAACCUAAAGGCGCUGGCGCUGGUGCGGGUGGUGGAGGCGGCGGAUUCGGCGGAGGAGGUGGCGGAGGAGGAGGAAGUUUUGGAGGCGGCGGACCACCGGGUUUAGGAGGACUCUUCCAGGCUGGCAUGCCCAAGCUGAGGUCCACAGCCAACAGGGAUCAUGGGCCUCUCCCUCCGCCUCCUCCAAUAAACAGAAAUGGCAGCACAUCACGGGCCCUGCCUGCCACCCCUCAGUUGCCGUCCAGGAGUGGACUAGAUAGUCCCAGAAGUGGGUCCAGGCCCCCUCUUGUACCGGAUAGACCUGGUGCUGGGGCACCUCCCCCACCGCCCCCAUCUACAUCCAUUAGAAACGGCUUCCAGGACUCAUCCUAUGAAGAUGAGUGGGAAAACAGAUUCAACUUCCAUCCGAUUUCCGAUUUGCCACCUCCAGAGCCAUAUGUACCAACGACCAAAAGUUAUCCCAGUAAAUUAGCAAGAAACGAAAGCCGGAGUGGAUCCAGUCGAAGAGAAAGAGGUGCCCCACCCCUUCCUCCUAUCCCAAGGUGAUCCUCGCCUGCCCUUCUCCACCGCGCUCAAGAGCUGCCUCUGUUGUUGCUAUCCAAGAAUCGCACGGCCCCCCUCCCCUUUUCUGGCCCUUAUCCUCUUUGUAUUGGCCAUAGGGAAGAAAGGAGGGCCAGGUAGGAAUAUGUAUGUGGAGGGUGGGAAUCCAGUACAGAAAUUCACCUAGCUUUUUAUAUUGUGUAUAUCCUCAAAGCUAUGUUUGCUUCAGCUGUCACCUGCCAGUGCCGCCUGCUUGGAGCAUAGGCCUUUGCGGCGAGUAGGCGGAGAGGAACUGCAGCCCGGCUUUCAUCCAGCCGGAUCUGAACACUCACUGCUUAUUUGCUGCAGCCCCCUGACUGCGAAAGCCCCCGAGAGCCUUUACUCCCACGCCAUUCAAGCAUGCGUAGCCGCCUGCCUGUUUCCAUGAACCAGACCAGCUAAGCAAGUUGCUUGAGUAAGGGUUCCCAUGUUGCUUUGGGGUUACAGCUGUCCAGUCUUUGGUAGUCUGAGGGAGGGUCUAGGACACAGCUGUCCACUCAAAGUAAGAAAUAUGGUAAUGGGAGCCACAAAUAACAAUUUACCUUUUUGUAGUGACCGGAUUUUGUAAGUUAAACAAAACAGGUGACAUCUGAAUGGUCAACCCUCUAUAUGCAAAAUAGUGUCCUUUCAACCUAUAGCCAGUAUGAAAAUAGAUCUUACAUUCCUUUUUGGUACUUCAUCUUCCACGUCUGGUGUGCAGUGCGCAUCUCCGUCUGCACCAGCCACAUCUCAAGGGCGCCAUCCCCACGUGUGCCCGGGGCCACGGGAUUGCACAGCACAGGCCUAGCAGAUGGAGACGAGUGGAAAAGCUCUUGGCUUUUUUAAGUUCAGCGUUUCUUUUCUUUCAUUUUUUUUCAGCAGUUCAAGAGGUCCUUAAAAAUAAAGUUGGGGCCUUGUUGGACAGAGAGCUUGGCCUUAGAUUUUGCUCCCCUAUGUUUCCUCUCUCCCCAAUAUCUGUAUUCAAGUGUUGUUUCACAGUACCCUAAUUCCAGGGUCAGACAUUGACGGAAUGCCCUGUACAGUCACGUGGGAGGAAACCCUUGGGAAGAAACGGAAAACCCGUGAGUCUUGCAGCCCGCCCCCACACUUCCACCCCCCCAGCUGGCCUGAGCACGUCGACACGUCGGAGCCCUUUGAAACAGCCUUUGUUCCUCACCGGACACCCACGCUGCUCAGGGCCAGGAGUGGCUCAGCGGACUCCAUCCUGGGAAGGAGGUCAGGGACAGGUGGCAAAAAAGCAGAGACGGAGAAAAAAAAAACGGAGACGGAGAAGAAGGGCACAGAUUCUGGUCGACAGAUAGCACUUGCUCCCGAAAUCUGAAUUUAAGGCUUAGGAAUUGAAAGGGUAGGGAGAGAAUUGGGGGUUUAUUUGGACUCUAGGAAAGACAUUUGCCUUGCAUCGAUGCAACUACAACUCCACUGAAGGACCAUAGGAAGAGCCAGCCUUGCCUUUUUAAUGUAGAAUUUUGUUUACAGAACCUUCCUGGGAUUUUAAAAAUCUAGCUCUAGAGAUGGAAAGCCAUGUUUCCACCAAGGUGUUUUAUGUGGUUGAUUCUGUUUAAAAUUGCCAUUAUUUUUUAAAAGCACAGGACCACAAAUGUAUAUAUAUAGCUACCUAGACUUUGUCUUGUGGUUUCAAUGUAUUGUUCAUAUAUUGCUAGAAGAUUCUAAUCAUGAUGUCAAUCCAAAGAAAAAUCUGUAACAUGCAUUCCUACAUAUAGAAUUUAUAUAAAAGCAAAAGAACCUGGGUUGUCUAACAUUAUGAGGUUAACAAUUUGAAUAGAUUGUAUUUUUGUAACUCUCCCUGCCAAAGUCCUGGACUUAAUACUUUCAAGAACUUGGUUUUCUUUUCCCCCAAUCCUCUAGUACUCAGAUCUAUUUUCCAUGCAGUCCCUUGGUGCGUGUUACCCAGAGGGGAUCAAGAACCAUAAAGGUGUUACAAACUUGGCAAAGUAUUUCCCAACGUGUUUUGUCUCCAGCAUUUUGGCAAUUUAUCAGCAUCCUUUCAUUUUGGAUUCUUUGUUCGAACUUCAGGAGUGAUAAACAUUCUCGUGAUGAAUGCCAUCUACCCGCUUCAGAAAAGAUGAAGUUUGGGUUUCCUGGAGAGGGUGGCCAAGAAAAGUUGAACCCAGAGAAAGUGGGUCUGAAUUGGUGAAGCGUAGUAAGUACUGGCCAAUGUCUUUGUAGGCUCACCUUUGCAGGGACCACAAGAAAGUCUGAAAUAGGGUGAUAGCUCACAGUUAUCAUGGAUCCAGAAUAGAGAUGAGCUUGAAUGUAUUUUGAAGUGAAUGUUUCAUUAGUACACCUAUACAACUGCUUUGAAAUUGAGCGAGCUCAUUGCAUCCAAAAUGUUGAAUGGGUUCUAUUCUAAAACCCUAAACUCUAGCAAGUCACAAAAAUGAGUACUUUAUUCGCUGUUGUGCUUUUGUUUUCCAUAAAAUUUCCAGAUUCACGAUACAAUACAGUAUUUUAACAUUCACAUAUCAUUUUAUAUUGAAAUAUAUUACAGUGUUAAAACCUAGGGUUCAGUAUUUAUUUCACUGUGCAUUUUAUUUAGUAACAACCAAGAAAAUGUUUAAUCCAGUGGUGCCUUACUGUCUGAUUUGAGAGAAGUCAGUUUUGUAUGUGUAAGUAGCGGAUGGUUGAUUCACCUAUUUGUAAAGCCGGACCGGCCUUUGGGCGGCUCCCACUGGGCAUGAGCCCCUCUAGCCCCAGUCAUGGGAGGCUGGCCUGCGCAGUCGGCCAGUCCUUGCUCGAUAGUAAUUGUGCAAUAGAAGAAGAAUGAUAAACAACCAACCAAACUCAUUGCCCCGGAGUUCAGUUCCCGCCCAAAGCUGUGUUCUAGGACAGAGUAGAACUGUGCCAUUGAGUUUCCAUGGCUGUAAAUCUUCCUGGAAACACACUGCCACGUCUUUUUACCGUGGAGCAGCUGGUAGGUUCAGAGCCGCUAGUGGACUUGAACCACCCCUCCUUUCGUUACUGGGGCUCCUUUGCGACGUAAAAAAAGCUGUGAUUAAAAAAAAAAGUGCAUGUGUCGGAGGGGGUGUGGUAGGACCAGUGGAGGGCGCUACCCUGGCAUUGGAGAGAGAAAAGAGGAUGUGGCAGCCCAUAACAAAAAGGACUUUGACAAGAAAUACGGCCCCGCCUGGUGCAGCGACGAGGAGACAAGCUCUGGUAGCUACGUGACACAUACAGUCCAGCACUUCAUCUCCUGCUACCUGGGCCAUGUGGCCAUGCCAGCUGAAAUAUGGUUACAGCAUGCUCAGUGCCCACGCUCUCCACUCGACCCCCAAAGAGGAAUGGCCUCACUUUCAAAGGCCAGCGACUGGGCUCUUCAGCCUUGCUAAGGGAACACCUCACGGCCUUGCCUCCACUUGUUUGCUGUGGCUGUCAACCAGCAAAGUGGCAAACCAACAACCGUUAAGCAUUUAUACUUUAACUUGUGAUACCAAACUUCUUUUAUUUCAGUAGCAAAAAUAGGAAGACCAUUAAAGUGCCCAGCAAAUGUUGGCAUGACAUUUUGAUCCUGUUCAUCGCCAGGGGACUACUGGAGGGAGAGGGAGAAUGCUUCACACCUCUGUGCUGUGCAGACAUGCACGGUUGGGGAUACGCCGUGAUGAUUGCUUCGGGGGAUGGGUAGAGUCUGCCCUAGACCUCUGCAUCUCUGUACAUUAGCAGCGAGACAAUAAAGAAAACAGAAUGGUA